Trichomycterus rosablanca is the source of this 1035-nucleotide messenger RNA. RefSeq names its product trace amine-associated receptor 13c-like. Bases 1 to 1035 code for a protein of 344 amino acids. NCBI's taxonomy places the organism in Eukaryota, Metazoa, Chordata, Actinopteri, Siluriformes, Trichomycteridae. Gene Ontology annotation, molecular function: trace-amine receptor activity. The record is from RefSeq and is a predicted model, not a curated record. Gene Ontology annotation, biological process: G protein-coupled receptor signaling pathway. The transcript has a single exon. Gene Ontology annotation, cellular component: membrane.
AUGUUGGAAUCUGUAAAUGUAUCUUUAGAGGCAGAAACAGCUUUGUAUUGUUUUCCUGAUUCAAAUAAUUCUUGUAUGAAAAAUUCGUACCAUGUGGUGGGUCAAGCCACAAUAUAUUCUUUACUUGUGUUGGCAACGAUCAUCACAAUUCUUGGGAACUCUGUGGUGAUCGUCUCCAUAGCUCAUUUUAAACAGCUUCACACACCUACUAACAUGCUGGUGAUGUCUUUAGGUGUUGCAGAUCUGCUUCUGGGACUGGUGGUCAUGCCGUUCAGCAUAAUCAGAUCUGUGGACGGUUGCUGGUACUUCGGUGAAGAGUUCUGCCUUUGGCACACUACUCUUGACUUGUUCUUGACCACUGCGUCGGUCUUUCACCUGAUUUUUGUGGCUGCAGACCGGUAUCAGGCAGUGUGCCACCCGCUUCAGUACCCAACAAGAGUGACCCUCUCUGUGGCGUGGCUGAUGGUAGCUGUGAGCUGGAUUGGUGCUACAGUGUAUUCCUUCGGCCUCCUGUUCUCCAAAGCACAUUUGGAAGGUUUAGAUGAUUAUGUGGCAGAUGUCAGUUGCCAGGGGUAUUGUAACCUUUUUUUUAAUGCACUGUGGUCAGUUCUGGAUACAUGCAUAUGUUUUCUUUUGCCCUGCUCUGUUAUGGUUGGUCUGUACGUUCAAAUAUUUCUUGUUUCAAAAAAGCAUGCAAGAAAAAUUGAUGAUGCUAAGCAGAGCAAAACCUGGAACAAGGUUUCACAGAAGGUAAAACAUGAGAACAAAGCAGCGAAAACACUCGGGAUUGUUGUGGGUGCUUUUAAUUUAUGCUGGAUGCCGUAUUACAUUAACUCAUUACUUGAACCAUAUAUUAACUUCUCCACCCCUCCAGUUCUUUUUGAUACAUUUGGAUGGUUGGGUUACUUAAAUUCCACAUUGAACCCAAUUAUAUACGGUCUUUUCUAUCCGUGGUUCAGAAAAACGCUGUACCUCAUUGUUACACUGAAAAUAUUUGCUCUGAACUCGUCUGAUAUAAAAGUUUAUGGACAUUAA